Oppia nitens is the source of this 1050-nucleotide messenger RNA. Its product is annotated as D-aspartate oxidase-like. The coding region runs from base 1 to 1050 and encodes 349 amino acids. The transcript is spliced from 2 exons. Gene Ontology annotation, molecular function: D-amino-acid oxidase activity; FAD binding. Lineage: Eukaryota; Metazoa; Arthropoda; Arachnida; Sarcoptiformes; Oppiidae. The record is from RefSeq and is a predicted model, not a curated record.
AUGUCUGAGAAAAAACUAAAGAUUGCAGUCAUCGGCGCCGGUAUUAUAGGCUGUACUUCGGCUGUAGUAUUGAUUGAAUCCAUACCUAAUGUCGACAUAACCAUCAUAUCGGAAAAGUUUACACCGAAUACUACCAGCGAUGGUAGCGGUGGACUAAUAUAUCCAUAUUUGUCGGGUAGUACUGAUCGCCAACGUAUCAGAAAAUGGAUCAACAAUUCAUUGGUUUAUCUUAACAAGUAUUACCAGUUACCAGAUUCCGGCAAAUUUGGUAUCGGUUUGCUAUCCAUGUAUUAUCUACUAGAAGAUGAGGAAGUAUUUGAUUAUCCAGAUUUUGACGACAUUAUGAUCAGUCAACGGCCGAUGACUUCCAGUGAAUUGAAACAAUUUUCUUCAUCUUCAUCAUCUGAAUCGCAAAAUAAGUGGACAAAAGGUGUUUAUGUGACCACAUAUUAUGCCGAAUGUCGUAAACUAUUGCCAUAUUUGUUACAACAAUUCAAAUCUAAAGGCGGAAAAGUUUGCCAACAAAGAGUCGAUAGCUUACAACAAUUGAUCGGAAAGUAUGAUAUUGUUAUCAACUGUCGGGGCCUUGAAGCCGGCAAAUGUAGUGCUGAUCAAUCAGUACAUCCAAUACGUGGUCAAGUCUAUCGGAUAUCGGCGCCAUGGAUCAAACAUAGUGUUAUGGCUGGCAAUCACUAUAUUGUACCAAACAGCGAUUGUGUUGUAUUGGGUGGUACUAAACAGUUAAACAAUUGGGAUACUAUGGUUGAUCCGAAAGAUAGUAAGGAUAUUAUGGAUGGAUGUUCGCAACUUAUACCGAGUAUUAGGGCAGCACAGGUAGUUAACGAAUGGGUUGGUCUGAGACCGGGUAGACACGAGGUCCGACUUGAACGUGAAGUUAUUAGUGAUGGACAAUCAAAUAAUCAAUUGCAAGUGAUCCACAACUAUGGACACGGAGGCUGUGGGGUUACACUAAGCUUUGGAUGUGCUCAUGAAGUUCUUGAUUAUGUCCAACAAAUUAUUUCAUCUAAUAAUGUCAAGUCUAGACUCUGA